AGAGCAAUCACGUAAUGCACAGCAGACUAUGGUGCAGACAUUUGAAUGUGGCAGAUCAACAUGGACUCCCCAGUGAUGGCUCAGAAGGCGAGGGUAGUUGUGGCACCAGCGGCAGCCCCUGAUGGUGGCUACGCCCGGUUCAUCCUGCUCUCCUGCUUCCUGGUCUUUGGCCUGACCUAUGGGGUCAUUAAGGUCUUUGGUGUAUUCUACGUUGAGAUACACAGACACUUUGAAGCCACAGCAACAGGAACAUCUUGGAUUACCUCUAUUGCCGUGGCUACACUUCACUUCUUGGCUCCAUUAGCAUCUGUUUUGAGUGCUCGCUACAGCCAUCGCUCUGUAGUAAUAAUGGGAGGACUGAUGUGCGGCAUAGGAGUCGUGUUUGGGUCUUUCGCUCGUAACCUGAGUGAACUCUACUUGACAGUGGGAUUCCUGAAUGGUUUUGGCUAUGCAAUGACUUGGCCUACCACAGUGACCAUGCUGGGCUUGUACUUUGAAAAGAGGCGCCCAGUGGCAAACGCCUUGGCCAGCUCUGGAGAGUGCGUCCUUACCUUUGUCCUCACACCCUUAUUCCAGCUGUUAAUUGACAGCUACUCCUGGAGGGGUGCUUUGCUAAUCCUGGGGGGUCUGCAGCUUAACCUCUGUGUGUGUGGGAUGCUGCUGAGGCCCCUAAAGGCCACCAGAUACGUGAUUUGUGAGGUCAAAGCAGGGGAGGAAGGCUUGUCCCAGGAAUUGCUACCAAAAGACGACUCGGAGCAGAGCAAACCAAGCUUCCUAGAUGCAGAGGAGCUGAGAGUAUCUGAUGGUUCUGAUCACGGGACAAUCAAGGCAUUUCUUGAGGACCCUGAAGAAAUACCUAAUUCAACCAUGAAAAUACAAGACUCAAACAACAGGACUAAGAGGGCUGAACUAAGGACCAAAAUCCUUCGCUACAUCGACUAUACCCUCAUUACCAAUGCAAAAUUCAUGGUUUACUCAAUGUUUGGGGUGUUUGCUGCACUGGGUUUUUUUGCCCCAGGUCUGUUCCUGAUUCCAUAUGCUCGUAGUAAGGGGAUUGAGGAGUACCAGGCAGCUGCACUCAUGUCCAUCUCUGCAGUGUUGGACCUGUUUGGAAGGGUGUUCUUUGGCUGGUUGGCAAACUUGAGACUGGUGGAGAUGGUGCUGCAGCUGACAGCAACUAUGCUUCUGCUGGGUACUGUGUUACUCCUCUGCCCGCUGGCCUCUUCUUACUUAGAGCUGGCUGCUUUCAGCGCAGCAUAUGGCCUGAUGUACGGUGCUGCGGUCGCCAUCCACAUCACCAUGCUGGCUGAGAUUGUGGGCGUCAAUAGGCUCGGAAGUGCGCUGGGGUUCUUCUUGCUCAUACGCAGUAGCGGAGGCCUGCUCGGACCUCCCAUUGCUGGGUUCUUUAUUGACAAGAUGAGUGAUUACGGAUCAGGUUUCCUCAUGGCAGGAGCGUCCCUCAUCGUCUCUGCUCUGUUCCUGAUCCUCCUCCAUCAGAUGAACCGCAGGGGUCAGGGGUCGUCCACCAACAACCACCAUACGCAUACAGACAAUAUGGGACAAAGCGUCAGAGCUGAAGCCGAAGAGCUAAACAUGACAUGAAUAAAGGAAAUAUGGUCUCCGUUGCUGAUAGGCUGAAGGCAGAAUGGUCCUGUUUAUUAUCAAUGGCCAAGCACUGAAGAGGAAAGAAAUGUUGCGUGACUCACAUUUUACAAGCCUAAGGGAUUGGGGGGUUGGGGGUCAAAGCAUUGUUAUCAUUAUUAUUUUAAAUGUUACUGAUGGGAUCACUUUUGCAGAAAAGUUUUCAGUCCAUGGGCGAUUUGACACUUUACCAUGAACCGUACUUCAACCAGGAAAACCUAAAGCUUCCUUAAUGCAUUUCACAUUGCAUUUACUUAAUAACUUAAUAAGUUAUCUGUAAAAAAAGAGCUCACUUGUGGUGUGCAGUCUUGUUUUAAAGUUCAGAAAGAACGUAGAGAGCCACUUUCUACGUAGUUCCAGCCACUCUCUACAUUCUUUCUGAACUUUAAACUUUAGAAAAGAAGUCGUACGUUCCUCCUUAAGAGAAUCACAGCAGUUCCCACCUUCCUGUUCUUUUAUACAAAAUGUACAUUAUUGCAUAUGUAAUGCAUCAGUUUUUGUUUUUUUCACAAAUAUGACUAUUACUCAUUUUAUGUUUAAUGUGUGUAUUGGUUGGUUUUACACUGUUAAAAUCAAUGUUUUAUUAAGAUAUUCAAAGUAUUAGGGUACUUCGUCUUAAAUUCUUUAUUCCUUAUGUUUUUGUUGUUGAAAGAGAUUUACUGUUGUAUUGUUAAGAUUUUGGUGGUUUUGGUGGUUUUGCAGUAUUUCCUGUGUGAAAGGGCAAAUAAUAAUAACAAUUAUGCAGGUGAAGGUCUUGCUUUUUU
Perca flavescens (yellow perch) is the source of this 2405-nucleotide messenger RNA. Its product is annotated as monocarboxylate transporter 2. Gene Ontology annotation, biological process: monocarboxylic acid transport; transmembrane transport. NCBI's taxonomy places the organism in Eukaryota, Metazoa, Chordata, Actinopteri, Perciformes, Percidae. The record is from RefSeq and is a predicted model, not a curated record. The transcript has 6 exons. Gene Ontology annotation, molecular function: monocarboxylic acid transmembrane transporter activity. Bases 46 to 1602 code for a protein of 518 amino acids.